Molecule: messenger RNA, 1004 nt
Organism: Rhopilema esculentum
Lineage: Eukaryota; Metazoa; Cnidaria; Scyphozoa; Rhizostomeae; Rhizostomatidae
Product: translin
Biological process (GO): RNA metabolic process
Molecular function (GO): single-stranded DNA binding; sequence-specific DNA binding; RNA binding
Source: RefSeq, a predicted model, not a curated record
ACUGUCCAGUACUCGUUUCUAAUAGCCAGUUUCUAACUAGAAUAUCACAAUUCUUAUGACGAUGUUGUUGUUGUAACGAUAUCAAGGCGGGAAAAUGGCGGCAGAUGAAUACAAUAUCCAAUCUAUAUUUCAAUCAUUUAGGGAGUACUUGAGUACUGAACAACAGAAAAGAGAGGAGAUAAGAGAGGCAGUCAAGGAGCUAGAGGAGACAGCCAAAGAAAUGUCAGCCACCACACAGAAAAUUCACCAAACAACAAAAGAAACUGAUAUCAAAGACAUUUGCAGCAAAGUUAAAGAGAAUUUUUCAAAAUGUCAGACACAGAUACAAAGCCUGGAUAGUAAGAUACCAGUUGGACAAUACUUUAGGUACUGUGACCAAUGGCGAAUGACAAUCCAGCGGUUGGCAUUUCUGUCUUCCUAUCUGGUUUAUCUGGAACAUGACCGACUGCCUACAAGAGAGGAAGUAGCUGACAACCUUGGUGUGAGACUGGAGUGGAAGGAUGGUUUUUUCCUUCAUCUUGAUGACUAUCUUAUUGGAUUGCUGCUCCUAGCAAAUGAGUUGUCUCGACUUGCUGUCAACAGUGUAAUAUUAGGCAACUACAGGAGACCGUUUGCAAUAGCUGCUUUACUUUCAGAGCUUGAUGCUGCAUUUAGGCUGCUGAAUUUAAAGAAUGAUCCACUGCGAAAAAAGUUUGAUGGACUAAAGUACGAUCUUAAGAAGGUUGAGCAGGUUGUUUAUGAUUUAAGUAUCAGAGGACUAAACAACUUCGAAACAGAUCAAAAAGAUAAUAGUUCUAAUUAAAUAAAAAAAGAACUGUUACCAUGGGUCGCAAAUAAUGGAAUAUAUUUUCAGUUGUGCACAGUCAGAUGAUUGUUGGUAAAAUCAGAAAAAAGUGACUAGUAUACGAUCGUUUUUGAUACUGGAAAGUAAAGUUUAACAUAUUUUGUAGUUUUUAAGUAUUUUUCAAUAACAGACAAAAGAAACAUAUUUUGUAUUCAUAUUU